AUGGAUCAUGAUUUCCAAGCCAUUGGUUUCGCCCAGCAGGAGAACGACGAACCCCUCCAUUCAAUGGUUGAGAAGCAGAUCUCGAGAAUGCAGAAUCGCCUAUGCUCACUUCGACAUUCCCGGUCAUCAACUAUGAGAUACUCACCUAGAAACUCGAGCAUGCCUCAAAGCGCCGAGCCAUCACGACCAUCCCUGGGUAUCAGCCCGAAGCGGACCACUCAGACCACGAGGCAAGCGUCUCCAAGACCACGAAAGCACCUGUAUCCGCGUCUGUAUUUCACACACUUCAUCGAAGUCGCUUUGACCAAUGCUCCCAACGAUGCUGAUGAUCUCCGUGUCGGGAAAGCCCACCCCGGAUUGCCCCUAGAUCAAGCCACCGGGAUCAAUGCUGAUACCGAGGGCUCGAUCCGAAAAACGAACGAUGGGCCGCUCCUAUACUAUGUUGAGGUGGUUAUUCAUCUUGCAAUCCCUUACAUGGUUCAUUCGGGCAUAUGCAAGCGCGGGAGCAGGGUUACUCCAGAACAUCACAGAAAGACGCGGAGUAAAGCCAUGUCAAAGGAUCGUCUCAUUCGCCAUUUCAUCAUUCAGGGGAGAUCAGUGGUACCAGGAACAGCUCUGCUUCUCCUCCAAGAAGCAGCAACAUAA
This is a messenger RNA of Colletotrichum lupini, 645 nucleotides long. RefSeq lists its product as uncharacterized. The transcript has 5 exons. Lineage: Eukaryota; Fungi; Ascomycota; Sordariomycetes; Glomerellales; Glomerellaceae. The record is from RefSeq and is a predicted model, not a curated record. The coding region runs from base 1 to 645 and encodes 214 amino acids.